Molecule: messenger RNA, 564 nt
Organism: Ilex paraguariensis (yerba mate)
Lineage: Eukaryota; Viridiplantae; Streptophyta; Magnoliopsida; Aquifoliales; Aquifoliaceae
Source: the annotation of a GenBank genome assembly
AUGAAUGGACUCCAAUGUGAUUGUAAGAUGAUGGAGUCUGGUUUACUCUCCAAGGAGGUGGCAAAGGAAGUUCUCAAGAGGAAAAAGAAAAGGAUUCAACAGAAUAAGCUAGAUUCGUCGAAGAAAGCUGUUGUGACCAUAAAGAAAAAUGCUGAAACUAUUCCUAAGACAACACCGCCACCAGAUUCUAAAUCUACAGUUAUGUCAAAGCAGUCCAAGAAGCACAAGAUGGAGUAUAAAGCUUGUGAUGAUGGAUCAUAUGAUGACUUUGUUCCGGGUAGUGGGAUGCAAUCAUCAGUUCUAGGAAUGGAAGAUCACACAAAUUUUCAAAAUCAGUCGAUAUCUUCUAAUUUCGGGAAGAAAAUUGAGACCAAAUCAAACGAUGUCGUCCUGACUAAGGAUAAUUCAGUGGAGCUUGUGGAAACUCUGGCGAUCACAAAUGGGUACUUAUCAGAGAAUACUUUGUCAUCUGGGAGCAAUAUUAUUGUUUUGCCCUUGGACUCGACGGCGUCCCGGGUGGUGGAGAGAGUGAUUCUGGGUAUGGAGGUGAGGAAAGAUUUAUAG